Molecule: messenger RNA, 4293 nt
Organism: Uranotaenia lowii
Lineage: Eukaryota; Metazoa; Arthropoda; Insecta; Diptera; Culicidae
Exons: 5
Coding region: 807-2999 (730 amino acids)
Biological process (GO): cell surface receptor signaling pathway; adenylate cyclase-activating G protein-coupled receptor signaling pathway
Cellular component (GO): membrane
Molecular function (GO): G protein-coupled receptor activity
Source: RefSeq, a predicted model, not a curated record
CAAAGAAGUCAGUUUAGCCAGAGCCAGUCAGUCACACAGCCAUCGUCAUCCAUCUAUCGUGCCCCAGAAUGUAGGCAAGUGGGCUCCCUGAAGGACACAUUCAUUGGUAGCAGCUUGUGUGGAUGAAAAUCCUUCUUUUUUCAUUCAAAUUUAUCAUUCGACUAAAGCUGAUGUCUGCUGCUGCUACUGCUUUUUAGCUAGUGUUUUCUUCUGGGGAAGGUGAAUUUGGAAAAGUGAUUUUCGAGCAAAUAGAGCUAAAAGUGAAUCUGGAAAAGUGGAUUUAAUCGGUUUCUUCUGCAGAUUAAUUCGACACCCCCAAUCGAGAAGCAAUAUAACGAAGGAACAAACCGAGCGGCACAUAAUAGCAAUUUAGAGGAAUAUGGUGAAAAGUUGCUCAUCUAAAUGGGUGGAUGGCGGAUACGGAAUAUGAUAAACGAGCCAGUCAUCAAAGGUCUUCCAGUGUAGCUUUUGGUACACCAGUAAUACAAAAAUAAAAUACAGCAUCUAAAAGCGAUAUUUUGCCAAUGCUUAUUCGAGAAUAAGUAGCUUUUGUAUGAGAAACAUUUGCUUGAUAUUGUUCGACUUAAUUCCAAACAUUAAUCGCACCGUCUGUCUUUGGUUAUUGAUCGUUUGUGUCAUCGAGUGAUAUUUUGUAUAGUCGAAAAAACUAGAAGUGCAAUUUGUGUGAAAAGUGUUUAGAAAUAAGGGCACGAUAUCUUAUUUUUCGCAAGAAAAAACGCGGGUGAGAAAGUGAAAAGUUUCAUUCUCAUCCAGAAUCACACACAGACAACAAUCAAGUGUCAUCAAUGGAGAAAAGCAAACAACAGCCAUCGACGACGGGGAACAAAAAGAUGGCAAAACACCAGCAAAAACAAUCACAGGUCCUGAACCGUAAAGUUCGGAACCCGCUGAGGUCACUGGGGCUUUUGGCACUGCUUGGAAUACUUCUGGAAGCUCCAUCGAUGGUGGCGGCCCGUGCCAAGUACAGUAAUUACGAGACGCGCUACAUUAACGAUUUCAUCAAUUUCACCCGACCGGCGGCGGACAUCGUGGAGCCGCUCUACUACGACUAUGACACCGGUAGCGGCGGGGGCGGCAGCAGCAGCGGCGGAUCCUCUACGGGUGCGGGUGGUGGUGCCGGAGCUCCAUCGCGGAGUGCCUACAACCAGGAGUACGAGAUGGGUGGGCUGGCGGGCAUCGGGAUCCCGGACGCGCGAUAUGAAAGCCCCCUAGCCAGCACACUGUUGGAGGAUGAAAUCACGCGCCCACCGGACAUUUAUCCCGACCCAGAUCAGAUUUACGCCACGUUUUUGAAUAAAAGCACCAUGAAGCGGAAUCGUUUCCCGGGGGAUGAAAAUAUCAUUAAAGUUUAUUCUUCCAAGUCACUGCGCAAGAGUCCUCAAGCACGUGUCGACGAUGAUGGAUCGUUCGAUAGCAUCAAUAACGACAUGAAGGGCCAUGAUUUCAUCGAUAACAUAAUGUACAUCUAUUACGGGACAAAUGGAACGCUGCGGAAGGACCUUGGCGGGAACGUCAUUGUGAUAGGCGCCGUUUUUGCACUAGCUCCGCAAAUAUUGACAGCAAUAAUACUUUUCCUUAAGAACCGUCGUCUUCGACACUUUAACACGUUCUAUCCCAUUUGUUUGAAUUUACUUCUGGUACUGAUUAUCUCCAAUCUAUCGUUUGUGCUCGGAGUUCAGGCCACGCGAAAUUCCGUCAAGUGUGAGCUAAUUGCUAUCCUGUUGCAUUAUCUUCAUCUGAGCACCAGUAUUUGGUGCUUCAUUUACAUUUACGUGAUUUACGAUUUAAUCGUCAACGAAUGUGGUCCCAAGUUGAAAUACAACUAUCUGAUGGGCUACGGAGUUCCUGCCGUUUAUGUUUUGUUCUCCUACGCCUCGUCGAUUGACACCUUCGAGGUGCACCGCUACUGCUGGAUGUCGAUACAAAAGGGCAUGAUUGUGAGCUUUAUGAUACCGGUAUCGUUCCUGAUCAUUCUUACCACGGUGCUGGGGACGAUCAGCCUCAAACGGAUCUCCAGCAAACAAACCGAGAUCCUGUGCGAGAGCAUCGAGAGCAUGAUCGAGACGGCUUCGAAGUGCAACGACAUCAUCUAUCCCAGAUUUCCCUCAAGCGGAACAAAUUUCGCCAAUCGAAGCAACAGUUACCCACAGCUGGAACUCAAAGACAAAUGCUGCCAGGAGUAUGCCAAUCUUUCGCUUGAGAACCACCGAUCUAUUGUAACGCUUCCGCAGCAAACCACCGGGCAGCAGCAGCCGAUUGGAUUGAAUUCGUUCCACAGUAUGAAGAAAUCUCUGGAAUGUUACGACACCCGCUUGGAUCUGGGACAACUUUCAUUGGCCGAGCUAUCGACGCCCAGUCUGGCGUCCGAUAUCCAGGAUUUCACGGACUUUAAACGGGCCAUCAAGUUCGGAUUGUUUUUCCAGCCCAUCUAUUCGAUCUGUUGGUUCCUGAGUGUGAUUGCGCUGGAAAAUGUGCACUCCUGUGUGAUGCCAGUUAUCUUCGCGAUCUGCUUGAAUAUUUUGAAUUGGUGCAUGCUGGUCCGCUCGUCCAAUAUUUGCCCCUUCGUCAGUGCUGCCACGGAGAAAACGCUGGACAAAAACCUGGCCGGCGGGGAUUGUGGAGCCGAUUCUCUCAACGGUGGCAACGGAGGCCACGGAACGGACAAUGAAACCACUCAGGCCAGCAUCUGCACCGACACCAUACCGCUGCUGUGUGCUUCCAAUCCAUCGAUCAUCAACAGCACUGGCGGUAGCACCGGGGUGGAUCUGCUGAUGACGAAUCCGCCGAUGGCCCCGAUUCCGAUUAUGACGGCUAUGGCCAUCGGCCGGAAGCUAUCCACCGGUUCCGAUCAGCAGGACCAGCAGACGCUCAAUUUUAUCAGCAGCAAUAAUCUGAAGAACACUUGGGAAUCCAGUGUGGAUAUCGGGCAAUAUCAGCACGUUAAGGCCAUCGAUUGCAUCAGCACAAUCAGCAACUGAAUUUUAUUCGCGUAAUGACCGGUUGAUCAAAAUGCAUAUCAGGUUCAUUAGAUGAAGGGUGCAUUUUUCCACACCGAAAAGCUGGAGUUUUGAUUUGUGAUACACAAUUUGACCGCUUAUUGAAGCAAACAAAAUAUAAAUAAAUAUAAAACCUACAUGUAAAUAUUGCAUACGCAUGAUUAAUCCCAUUUUUAAACACAAGUUUACAAUCCAGUAGUAGAUAUGUGAAGCCAUUAAUAUAACUUCAAGAGAAAUGAUAACGUAGCGAUUCCAUCGAAUAUUGUCCAAACGUUAAAUUCCCGUGGUGUAAAAGCGAAGCAUUAUAAAUAUCUCCCAUCAAUAUCAAAAACAUGAAUCGCUUAUUCUAAACCAAAAACAAAAAUGAGGACAUUUCAGUAAUACAACUUGGUAUUGAAAGCACUUGCAAGGUUUUGCAACCGUAAAAAAUAAAUAAAGAAAAAUAUGUGAUGCUAUUUCAGAAGAUAAACUUAGAAAUUUACCUUUAAAAAAAACAAUAUCAAUCAUAGCGGGUAGCGUUCGAGUCAUAAGGAAAAAAGUAUUGGUGAAACAUAUUUUACUACUAUACAUUACAACAAAUAUAGAGAACAUAAGACAACUUCAAUAAAUAAUAGUACAAACAGACCUUCAUGUUAUUACAAUGGCAAUGUAGUCGACCGCUGAACCGCUGUUAAUGUUUUAGGUUAUCAUCAUUUGACAUCAGCAUUUAUCCAGUUCGAUAGCAAUAACAGCAAUAUCCGUUACCCUUGUUGAUAGCUCUCAAAGGAUACUAUCUUUUGCUAUUCCCUAUCUUUGCUCGCUAACCGCCUUUUUAGAACGUUCCUAGUCAAAUCAUAUUAGAUAGACAACGCUGAUGGUGUAAGCAGCUCACUCAUUUCAAACCCUUUUGCUCUUCUUCUUAUAAAACUUAGCAAAAACAGAGAAAACGAUUGCCAAAUUAGCCAACAUUCUGUAGGAAAAACAAAACCAAAAGUUAGCUCACACGCGCACCCUUAGGACUUCAACACACCCUCCGGAAUAUCCUCGUCUCAAAAAGUAGGUGUUGAAGUUGCAACAAUUUAACUAACUCACUCACUGUUGAAAGAUUCCAACUUAUGUAAUAGCUCUUUACAAGUUUUCUCUCCGAUCACCAAAACUCUACCAUAUUCCUAACUACCUACCUACCCACACAAAAUGCUCUAUAUUACUUAUAACGGUAAUGUUUUACUUCCGCGCCGCGACGCUCUGGCCGAUGGAGGGCCGCCGCACUAUAACCUAAAUAAAUGACUCAAAAACU